Salvia miltiorrhiza (redroot sage) is the source of this 2236-nucleotide messenger RNA. RefSeq names its product putative late blight resistance protein homolog R1B-16. The record is from RefSeq and is a predicted model, not a curated record. Gene Ontology annotation, molecular function: alpha-tubulin binding. The transcript has 3 exons. Gene Ontology annotation, biological process: protein folding. Bases 812 to 1663 code for a protein of 283 amino acids. NCBI's taxonomy places the organism in Eukaryota, Viridiplantae, Streptophyta, Magnoliopsida, Lamiales, Lamiaceae.
CGGAGGAUUGCCCCUUGCAACGAUGGUGGUUGCAGGACUCCUAUCCUCGGUGAGUAAAACUCCAACUUCAUGGGAGGAAAUUGCUAAAAAUGUAAGAUCAUCUCUUGCCACAACAGAUGGGCGGGUGCAAAAGAUUCUAUCCUUGAGUUACAACCAUUUGCCUCAUCAUUUGGGGGCGUGUUUCUUACACAUGGGAGGAUUUCCAGAAGAUCACGAGAUCAAAGUUGAGAACCUGAAGAGGUUAUGGAUAGCUGAAGGCUUUGUGAAACCAGUUGCAUCUAAAAGCUUUGAAGACAGAGCAGAAGAGUAUCUGGAGGAUCUUAUUAGGAGAAGUCUUGUUAUUGUUUCCAAUAAUAAAUCUAAUGGCAAAAUAAAAAGUUGCAGGCUCCAUGAUCUGGUACGAGAUUUGUGCAUCAAGAAAUCGCAGGAAGAGAAGUUUCUUGUGCACGUUAAGGGUAGGCGAGCGCUGGAGCUGAUGAAAAGCAUGAAAGAUGAGCGCAGGAUAAGUGUUUCUAGCUCUAAACUCGAUUCUUUCGCUCACAUUUUUAGCACAACCAUCCGGACUAUAAUGUACUUCGAGUAUAAACUUGAGUCUUUCGGGAGCUUUAGAUUGCUCAGGGUCCUCGAUGUGCUGAGAGUCUGAUUUCUUCCGCGUUUGGUCCCUGAUCAAUUUUUUGAGCUGUUUCAUUUGAGGUACAUUGCUUUCUCCUAUGACUAUAAAAUUCCUAGAGCAAUCUCAAACCUUCAAAGCCUUCAAACCUUAAUCAUUCGGACCGGUGAUGAUAGAGUUUUGCCAGAUGAAAUUUGGAAUAUGCCGCAACUAAGGCAUCUCAUUAUCCUCGGUUAUUCUAGUUGUUACUUAACUCAUCCCAAUAGUGCUCCUUUUGCUCUAAACAAUCUGCAAACACUAGGGAAAGUGAGAGAUCUCGAUUGUUCAUUAAGUCUCCUCCACAUGAUUCCCAACCUUAGGAAGCUGUCCAUCUCUUAUUCGUGGGGAUCGGGAGAAUCACUCUUCCAUAAUCUUGUACAUCUCCAUCAACUUGAAAAUUUGAAGCUGGAAAAGGAGAGCUAUCGGUGUAAGUCUGGUGUCCACGAUCUUCUGCUUCCAACUUCGCUGAAGAAGUUAGCCUUGAUCGGUUGGGGUUUUCACGAUCCUUACCUCAAAAUUUCCGGUCCGUUGCCUAAUCUUCAAGUGCUAAAACUGAGAAAAUUCAACUUCGUGCAGCAAGAAUGGGUUACUAGCGAUACAGACUUCCCAAAGCUGAGAUUUCUACUCAUCGAUCGAUCGGAUCUGAAGCAAUGGAACAGCGAAGGCAGCCACUUCCCGUUGCUCGAGCACCUGCUGAUUCAUUCUUGCCGGAAUCUCAGUGAAAUCCCAGAUAGUAUGGGAGAAAUACCGACGUUGAAGUUGAUCGAGGUUAAGGACUGUGAGAAUUCGGUGGCGGAAUCCGUCAAACUAAUUCAAGAAGAGCAGCAAAGUUACGGAGAUGAUGUGUUUCAAGUUCGUUGUAUUGGUUGUAAGCCCACCCAAAAGCCGCUUCCGCCGCCACCACCGGCCAUCAAAAGGCCGGUUUCAGCUCGAUGGAAUAUAAGUAAAGUUUACCAUGUUACGGACUUGCCUCGAUAUAAGCGCUGGAGAAGAAAACUAAAGAAAAUGAAGUAAUUUCACUUUUUCGGAUCAGAAGCAUCGGUAGUAAGCAUGAUCGAGCUGGAUAGUCGAUUCCUCAAUUUAGAGAUGGAGAGGGUGUUUGCAAAAAUGCCUUUUGAGGUUUUGAAUUAUACCGCUUCAUGAAAGGUAGACCGUUAUCAUUUUGUCGAUGAUACAAAUGUUGUUGAGCUUCUAGACAAGACUGGAUAAGAGGUGUUUGAUAAAAUGACUGCCUACAACGGCAAAAACAGAGGCUGAGCAGAAGGUGUUCGAUCCAAUGUCUGAACCAUGCAAUACCUGAUGAAGUACUUGUUGGUCCACCAACGGGCAAUAUUUGUGUCAGUUCAUUAUUUCUAUAUUAAUUUGUUUCUUUCCUUUCGUUAGUAUGAGUCCUUAUUGUCUAAGGUCUCUCUUUAUUUGGAAAUUAACUUCCUUAGGGUAAUUAUCAGUUUGCUAGUGGAGUGCUUAAUCUCGUAAUCUUUUGCUUUCUUAUGAGGAAUUGUUUCUCUUGUUUUUUCUUGGUUCAUUUUCAUUCACUAACUUGUAAUAAAAUGUUCAUUUUGUGUAAUGUAAUAUACUAAUAUUCAA